Molecule: messenger RNA, 1164 nt
Organism: Mercenaria mercenaria
Lineage: Eukaryota; Metazoa; Mollusca; Bivalvia; Venerida; Veneridae
Exons: 5
Coding region: 802-1164 (120 amino acids)
Source: RefSeq, a predicted model, not a curated record
UGCAUCACGCACACUGUAAAAGAAAAAAUUUUGUUUUAUUCUUUUCAGGGUUUUCUUCACACCUAGAUGUGAACUGGUUGGAGAGUCGUGAGAUUCCGACAAUAUAAACUCGGUCACCCUAAGCACCCCUUAUUUCUACAAUGAAAUAAUCAAUAUGAAUAAACAGCCUAAGGUCAACCAUCGUGGUCAAGUUGGGACUACUAUAUUAAUCACCACUUGGGUUAUUUGAUAUAAAGUUAUUAAUUAUGAAGAAAAAUCUGUUCUGCAGCCUUGAUUGAUAAAGAUUGAUAAAGAUACAUGUUUACAGUUGAACUUGCCUUACCAGCAACCUGUAUUAAGAAGUUGCUUGACUGAAGGAGCCAGUCAGCUUACUUUCUAAACUUGACUUCUGUUCUAAUAUCAAUUAAGCUGCCACCUGUCUUAAGCAGCCAGAUUGUGUUGUACCCUUUGUUGACUGCUUAACACAGGUUUGACUGUACUAUUAUCAUAUUUCAGGUGUGCAGUGUUCCCGAUUGUUCCACUCCAGUGUACCAUGCAGAGAAAUGUGUCAGAUAUUAUGUUGCUUCUGUCCUGUCUGUGUCUUCAGUAAGACCAACACCAUUUUCUCCGCUGGUAUCCCAGGCACCAAAGGGUAUUCUGGCCCAACACAAAAUAGCUAUUCCAGCCCAAUUCCUGGAUAUUUCAGCCCAACACCUGGUUCAACAGCAAGACGAUCCUGAAGCCCAUUGUCGGACCAAAAAUUGAAGCCUUCUCUGCAAACAUAGGUGCCCAUGAUAUGUGGAUCCACUGCCAUACUGUAAGAUGGUUCAGAAUCCUGCCACCAAGUGCUGCAUGAAACCCUCAUGCAAUGCUUGUUCACAAACACUUACACCACAGACAUACACACCAGAUUUGCAAUGCAUGCUACUAUCCAACAAAGCUGUGUACUGGGUCCUGACCCAAAAGAUCCCUCCGAGGGCCUCAUGCUGCUGGGUACCAAGUUGUUUGAUCCCUCUGAAACAAACCAUUGGUAUAGUGGUUGCUCCUGAACCUACUGGGACCAUAGCAGGUUGUAUAUACAAAGGAAUGCUUGUGUAUCAGGGACAGAUAAUUGAUGACGGUUAUGAUUAUUCAUCGGAAUGCCUUGAUAAUACAGAUGAGAUAAAAGAUCUUAGUAAACUUUGA